AUGGACAUCGAAUCCGAUAUUGAUAACAUUGAAGAAGAAGAGAAAGAAACGGUAUUAACUCUUCCAUCCAUUGUCGGUAGUCACAAGAAAAAAUUGAAAAAAUCCGAAAUAAAAGCCAAUAAAUUAGUUGAAAUUCAUCCUGGUAUCAUACGUUUAAACGGUUUACCACAUGGUUUCUUUGAACAAGAAUUAUUCUCCUAUUUUUCACAAUUUGGGAAAGUAACACGUUUGAAAUUAUUUCGUAGUAAAAAAACAGGUAAUAGUCGUGGUUAUUGUUACAUAGAGUUUGAAGAUGAAGAUGUGGCUAAAAUAGCCUGUGAUACAAUGAAUGGUUAUCUAAUGUUUCGUACACUCAUUAAAUGUCGUAUUAUUAAUCGUGAAAAAAUCGAUGUUGAAAAAUUAUUUAAAAAUUGGAAAACAAUACAUAAACCCAUGUUACCAUCACAAAAACGAACGAAAUAUAAUCGAACAAAAUCAAUGGAACAAUUGACAAAAAGCUUGGGUAGACGUGAGAAAAAAUUACAAAAACAACAAGAAUUACUUGAUCAAAUGGGUAUCAAAUAUCAAUUACAAGAUUUUAUACCAUUGAAAAGUGAUACAAAAAGUGAAGUAGUGGAAAAGAAAGAGGUGAAAAAAGUCAAAUAA
Molecule: messenger RNA, 645 nt
Organism: Didymodactylos carnosus
Lineage: Eukaryota; Metazoa; Rotifera; Eurotatoria; Philodinida; Philodinidae
Source: the annotation of a GenBank genome assembly